Nicotiana tabacum (common tobacco) is the source of this 2358-nucleotide messenger RNA. Lineage: Eukaryota; Viridiplantae; Streptophyta; Magnoliopsida; Solanales; Solanaceae. The record is from RefSeq and is a predicted model, not a curated record.
AUGUCUAAAACCCUCCUCUCCCUCAUUAAACCCCUUCACAAACCAAAACCCAGAACCCCUUCUCCGACCAACUUCCCCUUAACACGCCGCAGUAAAGAACUCGUUAACGAGGUCUGCCAAAUCCUCCAAACUCAAGACCAGUGGGAACACACUGUCGAAAUCCGCCUUUCCGAGGAAGAAGUUGUCCCUUCCGACAUUGCCCACCAUGUGUUCGACAAACUUAAGGAUGCUCAUGUGGGUCUCAAGUUCUUUGAUUGGGUCUCUCAAAGACCCUACGGUUGUCCCCUUGAUCGUUUUGCUUAUUCUUCUCUUUUGAAACUCUUGGCUAAGUUUAGAGUCUUUCCUGAAAUUGAAACUUUGUUACCCAACUUGACAACUUGUGAAGAUAAGUUGCCCACACUCGAGGCGUUGGAUGCUGUAAUUAAAGCUUACUCUGAUUCUAAUUUGGUUGAUAAAGCUGUUGAAUUGUAUUACUUUGUGUUGAAAACUUAUGAUUUGGUUCCACAUGUAGUUACUGUUAAUUCUUUACUUCAUGGUCUUGUAAAAGAUAGUAAGAUUAAAGCAGCUAGGCGACUGUAUGAUGAACUCGUUGAGAGAAGUGGUGGUUCUGUUGAGAAUAAAUUUUUGGAUAAUUUUAGCACUUGUAUUAUUGUCACAGGGUUGAGUAAAGAGGGGAAGGUUGAAGAAGGGAGGAAAUUGAUUGAGGAUAGGUGGGGUAAAGGUUGUGUACCAAAUGUUGUUUUUUAUAACACAUUAAUUGAUGGCUAUUGCAAGAAGGGUGACAUUAGAAGCGCGUAUAGGCUUUUCAAUGAGUUAAAAUUGAAGAGCUUUUUACCCACAGUGGAGACUUAUGGGGCAUUGAUAAAUGGGUUUUGUAAAGAUGGGAACUUUGGAAAAGUUGAUAUGCUUGUACAGGAGAUGGUUGCAAGGGGUGUGAUUAUUAGUGUCCAAGUGUAUAACUCUAUUAUUCAUGCUAGGUGUAGGCAUGGUUUUACUGAGGAAGCAAUGGACACCGUAAGAAAAAUGAUUGAAGCUGGCAGUAAGCCAGAUAUAGUGACAUACAACACAUUGAUCUCUUAUUCAUGCAAGGAUGAGAAAAUUCAGGAAGCUGAAAAGCUUCUAGAACAGGUUAAGAAUGUUGGGUUGGUGCCAACCAAGUUUACUUAUACUCCUAUGAUACAUGCCUACUGCAAAUUUGGUGAUUUUGAAAGGGCGUUAAGUUUGCUUGCUGAGAUGACGGAGUAUGGUGAUAAACCUGAUGUAUCAACCUAUGGAGCUCUUGUCCAUGGGUUGGUGGUAUCUGGUGAAGUUGAUGUUGCAUUAGUCAUUCGAGACAAGAUGAUAGAAAGGGGAGUAUUACCUGAUGCUGGCAUUUAUAACGUUUUGAUGAGUGGGCUCUGCAAAAAAUUGAAGCUUCCUGUUGCCAGGCAGCUCCUUGAUGAAAUGCUUGUCCAUGGUAUAUUACCUGAUGCUUAUGUGUAUGCCACUUUGGUAGAUGGAUGUGUAAGAAAUGGGGAAUUUCAUGAAGCAAAGAAGCUAUUUGAGAAGACAAUUGAAAUGGGUAUGGAUCCUGACCUUGUAGGGUACAAUGCCAUGAUCAAGGGAUACUGUAAGUUUGGACUGAUGAAAGAUGCAGUUGCUUGCUUCAGUAGAAUGAAAAAGUCAAAAAUAGCUCCUGAUGCAUUUAGUUAUUCAACAGUAAUUGAUGGGUAUGUAAAGCAGCAUGACUUACACCUAGCAUUAACCAUGCUCGCUCACAUGGUAAAGCGCAUCUGUAUGCCAAAUGUGGUCACGUACAGCUCUCUGAUUUAUGGCUUUUGCCAGAAUGGAGAUCUUGUGGGAGCUGAAAAUUUAUUCAACAGAAUGCAAUCAAAUGGUAUGAUGCCUAAUGUGAUAACGUAUAGUAUACUAAUUGGCAGCUUUUGUAAAGUGGGAAAACUUGCAAAAGCAGCUUUUAUUUUUGAACAAAUGCUCAUGCACAAGUGCUACCCAACUGAUGUCACGUUCAAUUAUUUGGUUAAUGGGUUUUCCCAUUGCACGCCUACUAUUUUCUCGGAGGAGAAAAGUGAUCCUCAUGAUGAGAAGAACUCUAUGUUUAUGGGUACUUUUAAAAGAAUGAUAUCAGAUGGAUGGCACCCGAGAAAUGCUGCAUACAAUUCCAUUAUCAUCUGCCUCUGUUUACAGAAAAUGCUCAAAACUGCAUUGCAACUGCGUGACAAGAUGAUUAGUAAAGGUUACACAACAGAUCCAAUUACUUUCGCCGCCUUGUUAAAUGGGAUUUGCUUAGAUGGAAACUCCAAGGAAUGGAAAAAUAUUAUUUCCUGCAGCUUAAUACCUAAGUCGUGGAUUCAGCUCUGA